Molecule: messenger RNA, 3225 nt
Organism: Ostreobium quekettii
Lineage: Eukaryota; Viridiplantae; Chlorophyta; Ulvophyceae; Bryopsidales; Ostreobiaceae
Source: the annotation of a GenBank genome assembly
GAAUCAUGCGUUCGUGAUGCUGGAACGAAAUUGGACAGUGAGAAGCUGCAAGUGGUCUUCAUGCUGCUGGAUAGUUUGAAAACCUGGCUGGAGGUUGCUGCCAAAGGAAAUGGUGGCACCGGUGGCAAUGCACAGGCUGCCUUGAGCCGUGUUUCUACAUUGUUGGGGAGCAUUGAUCGCAAGCAACUCGCCGAAGUUGGAUUCCUCUGUGGUGCCCAUGCACGUGCCUUCCGUUAUUUUGAGGCGCACAUCCUGGCUGCCAGUGGUUGUGGUCUAAACCCCGCAGCUUUAUGCAGUCCACAAUUUAGUGAAGAGGAAAUAUCUUUUCUUCUCCAGAUCUACAGUCAGAUGGAUGAGCCGGAUGGUGUCCAUGGGCUUGUGCACAUGCGAAAAGGCGGUCUUGAGGUGCAAGACCAGAUUAUGGUGGCACAAAAGGCUGGACUCUGGGACAAGGCCCUCAGCCUGUAUGAACAUGCUGUAGUCCAAGGGAGUGCCGGUCACAUGGCACAAGACCUCGUUGUCCUGAUGUCCCAGACAGGAGACACUAAACAAAUAGGUCCAUGCUCGCAGUCCGAAUCGCGCCAGUGGUUGCGCAUCAGUCGCACUCGAUGCCUCGCCCAAGCUGGACGACUGUUGGAUGUCCUGGCACAUGCGCAGUCGCCAUCCAACGGGGACUGCCCACAGAUCCGAGCCCUUGGUGUUGCGGCUGCCUGGCGCCUAGGGCAGUGGGCCGAUCUGGACGAAUGCUUGGCCAACCUGGACUUUGCCCAAGUGCAGCAACCAGCCGCUAAACCCCUCCAGUGUCUGAACCCGCAGGAAGAUUGGGAAGUCCGUGUUGGCCGUAUUCUAUCAUCCAUGCACAAGCACGACUACAUGGCAAUUCAUGCAGGCAUCCAGGAUGCAAGAACCAGCAUCAUGAAGCCUCUUGCGGCAGCCGCCACUGAGUCAUAUUCACGGGCCUACCCUCUCAUGGUUCGGUUGCACAUGUUGCAGGAACUGGAGGACGCCUGUGCGAUCAUCGAGAGGGACCCUCAUCCAGGUCCCAUCGAGCGUGCUCGAAUGUUGCGCUGGGAAGAGCGACUGGAAGUGGUGGAGCCUUCCGUGUCCACCCAGGAGCCCAUUCUAGCACUUCGACGUCAGCUGGCGCUUUGGAUGGAUGACACAGCCACAGUGGCGCGUUGCUGGCUGCUGCUUGCAAAGAGCCUAAGGGCCGCUUCGCAAUACGGGCAAGCAAAUUUCGCUGCAAUGAUGGCUGUUCGGCACAGAGCAAUAGGGUCAGAGCUGGAGAGUGUUAAGCUCCUGUGGUGCCAAAAUCAACAUCACCAAGCCAUCCAGGAGUUACAGCACACCAUUGCAACGAUAGAGGCACAAGCAACCCAGGCUGCACGCAGCCCAUCUCCACACUACCAUGCGAAGCUGGUGCUUCAGUUGGCUCGAUGGAAGUCAGAGACGCGUCAGGAGAGUCGGGAGACAUUGACAUCCCUUUUUGAGAGGUCCAUGGAUCUGGAUCGGACGUGGUCCAAGCCAGCGCUCUGUUUAGCACGGUACCUUUGUGAGGUCUAUGCAGAUGCAAGGAAGCGCCAGGUGGCUGUCAACGAAGGCGUUGGGGAUCGACUUGGGGGCAAAGCAAAGGUUAAGCUGGGGGAGGACAAACACUACGUGGAGUAUCUGCCUCAGGUGCUCAAGAACUAUGGAAUCGCUGUCAAAUUGGGACAGAAACGAGUCAUGCAGUCACUUUCAAGGAUGCUGACUUUGUAUUUUGAGCAUGGUGACGACAUUAUGACAGGCCUUACGAGCACCUCAGUCCCUGGGUUGUCUCUCAGCAACGUGGAGCGCACCAGCCGCCAUGUGCACCAAACGAUGCAGGACUUGGGGAAGUCUGUGCCAUCGUUCUAUUGGCUCAUGGUCCUGCCAACUCUUGUAUCACGCCUGCGGCACCCACACGUUGAUGUCAAGGACUGGAUAAAGAGAAUGAUCAGUCUGAUCACUGAGGCGCACCCCCACCAGGCCCUGUGGCAUCUUGCUUCUGUAUAUCGGUCACGAAUAAAAGCCCGUAGGAAGACAGCAGCAGACGUCAUCACUCAAGUGCGCAGCUCCAUGAGGACUCAACGAGAGAGGGCCGCGAUUGACGACUUCUUAAAGCUGCUGGACCAGCUCAUCAAUCUCUGUCACAAAGAACCUCCAACAAAGAACCGUGCUCCUGUGAGACAGAUGUCUUCUAAACAACACUUUUCCGAGUUGUUGAGGCUGCUUCCCGUGGAUGUGAUAGUCCCAGUUCGGAGUGCAUUCGUUGUGAAUAUGCCGCACAGUGCGAUCACUACAAAGGGCUUCAAACCAUUGGGCGAGGUGGUCACAAUUGCCCAGCUCAAAGAUGACAUCACCGUGAUGGCUUCACUGCAGGCACCUAAGAAAAUCAUCUUCAUUGGCAGUGACGGCCACGAAUACCCCUUUUUGGCAAAGCCCAAAGAUGAUUUAAGGAAAGACUAUCGCCUGAUGGAGUUUUGCGGGGUCAUGAACACAUGUUUGUCGAAGCAACCUGACUCCAGCCGCAGGAGACUGAGAUUGAGGACGUUUGCUGUGUUACCUUUGACUGAAGACUGUGGCAUACUAGAGUGGAUCAACAAUUUGAAGAGUUUGAGGUCCAUCACGGAGGGGCUGUACACUGCAGAGGGAUUGUUCAAUGGUGGCCGGGACGGUACAAGGAAAUGGAUUGACAAGACAUACAAGAGCUUGAUAGACAGACCCAGCAAAGCCGAAUGGCUGGAGGUUCUCCUGGAGAGGUUUCCUCCUCGUAUGAAUAAAUGGUUUGCGCUGGAGUUUCCCUCCCCUGCAGCAUGGUUCAAUGCUCGACUGAAUUUCACCCGCUCAACGGCUGUUUGGUCGAUGGUGGGCCACAGUAUUGGGCUCGGGGAUAGACAUGGCGAGAAUAUUACUGUCGAUGGGACAACAGGGGAUUGCAUUCAUGUGGAUUUCGGAAUGCUCUUUGACAAGGGGCUUGUCCUCACAGUGCCCGAGAUUGUGCCCUUCCGGUUGACACAAAACAUGAUCGAUGGCUUUGGCGUGUCGGGCGUGGAGGGAGUUUACAGAAAAUGUGCAGAGAUAUCCUUGCAGGUGAAUUGGUGGCCAAGCAUACAGGCUAGAUUGCCUGUGCUGAAAUUGUUUAUAGAAGGCACUGUCUGUAUCCCGUUCGCUGGAUAUGAGCGCAUUGCUUCGGCGGUAGAUUGA